Molecule: messenger RNA, 4388 nt
Organism: Sorex araneus (European shrew)
Lineage: Eukaryota; Metazoa; Chordata; Mammalia; Eulipotyphla; Soricidae
Gene: DAGLB
Product: diacylglycerol lipase beta
Exons: 15
Coding region: 104-2092 (662 amino acids)
Biological process (GO): lipid metabolic process
Source: RefSeq, a predicted model, not a curated record
GGGGACUCGGGUCAGUUUGGCCGCGGGAGCGGGCAGUGCGCGGGACUCAGAGUGGUCGCGGGCGCGCGGGGGCUGCCCGGGACCGGGCGGCGGGGCCUUCGCCAUGCCCGGGAUGGUGCUCUUCGGCCGGCGCUGGGUCCUCGCCAGUGACGAUCUGGUCUUCCCGGGAUGCUGCGAGCUGUGUCUGCGGGUGCCGUGGUGGUUCGGCAUCCUCAGCCUCUACCUGAUGCACAGACGGAGGCUGGACUGCGCGGGGGGCGGCCUGCUCGCCGGCUACCUGCUGGUGCUGCUGGUGUUCCUGGCCGUGGUCAUCGGCACCCUGCUUGCCAUCGUGUGCGUCAGCAUGAGAGGAACCAUCUGUAACCCCGGGCCACGGAAGGCCAUGGCCAAGCUGCUCUACCUCCGACUGGCGCUGUUUGUGCCCGAGAUGGUCUGGGCGUCCCUGGGGGCGGUCUGGGUGACAGACGACACGCAGUGCAACAGAGUCGUCAUCAACGGCAUCAUCGCCACCGUGGUGGUCAGCUGGAUCAUCAUUGCCUCCACUGCCGUGACCAUCGUCAUGGUCUUUGACCCACUUGGGGGCAAACUGGCUCCCUGUCCCUCGAUCGGGCCCGAGUCCCUGGACAGCCGAGAGGCCAGCCAGUUCUUCACGGGGCUCAGGACAGCGGCGACCAGCAUGUGGGAGACUCGGGUGAAGCUGCUGUGCUUCUGCGUAGGCCGUGACGACCAGGCGCGGGUGGCCUUCUCCAGCACGGCCCAGCUCCUGUCCACCUGCUUCUCUGACACGGACCUGGUGCCAAGCGACAUCGCGGCCGGCCUUGCCCUGCUCCACCAGCAGCAGGACAACCUGAGUGGCAGCCGCGACCCUGUGGAGGUGAUCAGCCGCCCCCUGGGGUCCCCCCAGGACGCGGAGCUGGACGCCGAGCUGGAGAACUGCCGCCACUACAUGCAGUUCGCGGCGGCUGCCUACGGCUGGCCCCUGUACGUGUACCGGAACCCCUUCACGGGGCUCUGCAGGAUCGGGGGCGACUGCUGCAGGGGCCCGGCUCCCGAGGACGGCCUGGCCGGGGGCAAGCGGCUGCGCUGCCACCUGGGCUCCAUCUUGCACACCACGGGGUUGCAGUGCCACGACUUCAUCCACAUCAGCUUCCACGACAAGGUGUAUGAGAUCCCGUUCUUUGUGGCGCUGGACCACAGGAAGGAGUCGGUGGUGGUGGCCGUGAGGGGGACCAUGUCUCUCCAGGACAUCCUGACGGACCUGUCGGCUGAGAGCGAAGCCCUGGACCUCGAUUGUGGGGUGCAAGACUGCUCGGCACACAAGGGGAUCUCGCAGGCCGCCAGGUACCUGCACCGCCGGCUGGUGAGGGACGGGAUCCUGAGCCAGGCCUUCCACGCCGCACCCGACUACCGGCUGGUCGUGGUGGGCCACAGCCUGGGCGCUGGCGCGGCGGCACUGCUGUCCCUCCUGCUCCGGGCCGCAUACCCGGGCGUGAGGUGCUACGCCUUCUCCCCGCCCCGGGGGCUGCUCAGCAAAGCCUUGCACGAACACUCGCAGAGCUUCAUCGUGUCUCUCAUCCUGGGCAAGGAUGUGAUCCCCAGGCUCAGCGUGACCAACCUGGAGGACCUGAAGCAGAGGAUCCUGCGGGUCAUUGCCCACUGCAACAAGCCCAAGUACCAGAUCCUGCUGCACGGGUGCUGGUACGAGCUGUUCGGGGGGAGCCCCGCCAACUUCCCGACAGAGCUGGACGGGGGCCAGCAGGGGGACCUGACCCAGCCUCUCCUCGGGGAGCAGAGCCUGCUGGUGCGCCACUCCCCGCUCCGGUCACGCCCCCAGUACCCGCCCCUGUACCCCCCGGGCAGGAUCAUCCACCUGGAGGAGGAGGGCACUUCUGGUCGGUUCUGCUGCUCCACCACCCAGUACAGCGCCAGGUGGGCCCACGAGGCAGAGUUCAGCAGAAUCCUCAUCGGGCCCAAGAUGCUGACUGAUCACAUGCCCGACGUGCUGCUCCGCGCCCUGGACAGGGUCGUGUCUGACAGGGCCACUUGCGUGUCCUGCCCGGCCAAUAGAGUGGCCCCCACGUGCAUGGCCUGAGCCCGGCGGGAUGGCUGAGUCACCACCUCCUUGGCACUCUGCUGACAAAAUAGGCGAACAGUGGGAGAGGCACCAGGUCCCAGCCGGGGCACGGGGGCAGGAGAAGCUUCUGGAAGGCCCCCCGAGUGCCUGCACCCUCCCCACCCUGCUGGGCUGUCCGAGGCAGAGCGUCAGGGCAGGUUGAGCCUUUCUGGCUCUGGGAGCUCGGGCUCAGCUGUGAGGGUGCCACAGGGACCCUGCUGGCACCCACCGAGGACUGGCUGGCAGCCCGCAUGGGUUCACUCAGUCACUGGCGCACCCCCAAGCUGCUCCCCAUAAACAUAUUUGUCUGCUGUGAAGCCAGCAAAGUGGGUCUGAGUCUUCUUAGCGCCCUGCAGACUGAGGGUCUCACCCACCAGCCACAGUGAAGUGUCACUCAGGAGUGAUCUGUACCCAGCUCUCACCAGCCCAGACUGGUUUUUUCCGAGUCACAGCCCAAGGAGGAGGGAAGGCUGCCCACAGCCAUGGCACAACACCUCCGGGCUAAGACAGGAACAGGGCAUAGGGGGGUUGCCCAUGGGGUGCUUCCUCCGCCCACAGCCCAGCUGGCCCUCAGGGCACUGGCAGCCACCAACCUGCAUGAGAAAAGCCAGGACGCCUCUGCUCCAGACUCUGCACGCGCGCCCCCCUGUGGCUGAGGAGAAGAAGCGCAGGCUGGGGCGGGAGGCAUGUGUAGGAUCGUAGGGGCUCAGCCCAGAGGCCACAGCUCAGCCAGGGGUACAAGUUACUAAGCAAUUAGAACCUGGUCCCAGGUGGAAGGACACCUGCAGGCAUUGGGGGCCAGGGUUUGUGCUGCAGUAUUGUGCCUGUAGGGCAGAAGGGCGUUUGCCUUUCGGCUGUCCUGGGUUUGAUCUCAGCAUCCCAUAAAGACCCCCAAGCACCACCAGUAAUUCCUGAGCAUCACUCCCAGUGGCCCCCCACCCAAAAAAAAAAAAAAAAACAGCUGGAUCGAUAGGGCAGUGCUACCAGUAGGGUACUUGCCUUGCAUACAGCUAACACAGGUUAUAGUUAACAUUGGCACCACAUAAGGUCCCCCAAACCCACCGGAAAUGAUCCCUAAGUGCAGAGCCAGGAGUAAGUCCUGAGCAUCGCUGGAUGUGGCCGAAGAAAAGCCAAAAACUCCAGUCUGGGUGGUGAGCUAGGAGACUUGAAAAGACAGAGGUGAGGCCAGGCAGCACCCUGACCUGGCCACCUCUUCACCCCUGUUCCUUCGUGUGCUCCCAGCUACCGGCUGGUCACCUAGUGGGGCCAAGGGUGGCGGCAGCAGGGCCAGUCCCUGGCGGCCUUCAGGGUAAGAACAACCAGGGGUCUUUCUCUGGGGGGGGGGGUAAUGUUCAGAAUCACGUGGUCUCAGCCCGAUAGACACCUGGUGUGCCCACCAGCAUGGGGGACAGGAAACUUCACAGUACUCAGAAGGUGGAUUCACAUGUUCUUCAACAGCUUGUGGUUCAAGAAAGGAUCCUCAGUCAGCUGUCAGUCUGCACCCUUCACAGCCAGUCCAGCUCCCAUGCCCUCGACGCCCGAGCGCAGGCUCCUCAGCAAGCCCCUCCCAACCAUUUGCUGGCCCCUUCGCCUCUCCAGGGAUGCAUGAAAACCAGAAGCUGACCCCAGAUCCCUCUUCAGGAUUUGGGGGCUCUGGAGCCACACCUGGUGCUCAGGACUUACUCGGGGCUUUGGCCGGUGCUCGGUGGAUUGAAGUAGGUGUGCAAGGCAGGCACCCCUGCACCAUCUCACUCCUGCACCAUCUCACCAAGUGAGGCACACACUCAAUUGUUCACUGAGAUCUCAAGAAUUCAACUGUUACCAGGUAUCUGAUUCAAGGAUUUAUUAAGUCAUACAUGCAAAACAUACUGCUAAUUGCAUUAGCAAAAGAUCAAUGUAAAAACACUCCACAAUUCUGCAAUUGUCAAUUAAAAAAGUUUUGUUCUAGUGGUUGAAGGUUCCAACCUUGUGUUCUCGCCAGUGGGUAAGUUGUACAAAACUCUGUUAGCACGAGCACGGUCUUUCCAGAAUCUCAGACCCAAAGGAACAGUGGAAGGAGCAAGGAGACGUGGCCACGGGGCAGAGGGCAGCAUUAGUCAGGGUGCGGUGCUGGCCGGCUGCGGUGUUAGGAAGCCCAGGGAAGUUGAGAUAUCUAAAAUAUUUAAAAAACUAAAAAGCUGCAACACAUGAUUUUUACACCUAGUCACUAGAAAACUAAGAAAGCGUCGAUUAGCCAAGUAAAGGAUCAGGAAAACAUGGGAUGCACUUUCACUAA